AACCAUAUAUACUAAAUACCCAACCAAGAAAUUCUUAAUUAUCAAUGGCGGAGGUGGAAAUAAUAUCAGAGACAUGCAUCAAACCUUCUUCCCCAACGCCUCCCCACCUCCAAAUCUACCGCUUCAGCAGCAUCGACCAGCGCGCACCUUCCUCCUACAUGCCCACCAUCCUUUUCUUCAACCCUCCUCCGCCGCCCGUCGCUAAUACUACUACCCCUUGUUUUACUAACCAAACCAUCUCCUCGUCGCUAAAAAGGUCCCUCUCCGAAACCCUGACCCGGUUCUACCCACUAGCCGGUCGGACCAACCCGGAGGGGGCAAAAAACCUCUCCAUCGACUGCACCGACGACGGCGUCCGCUACGUCGAGGCUAGAGUAAACGAGACCCUCUCCCACUUCCUCAACCACCGCGUAGUCAACGACGGCGGGAUCAUGAGGAAGCUGCUCCCUCUCAACGACGCCGUUCAGGUGUUCCGCCCUCCGCCUCCGGGUUCCCACAUUGUUCACAUUCAGGUCACUUUUUUCCCCUGCGGCGGCCUUUGCCUAAGUUCCCUGUGCUCGCAUAAGAUCGUGGACGCGCCCACGAUGAGCUCGUUCUACCGGCUCUGGUCGUCGUCGACCGCCGGUGGCUCUCUGCAGGUGGCGAGAGAUGAUUCGCUGUUCUGUGCCCAGUCGGUGUUCCCUCACAACGAGGCGUUCGUAGGAAGAGCGUCGGUUCCCAAGCCGGCGAUGCUUACCCGGGCCCAGUCGGUGCCCGCUGCUAUCAGAAGGUUUGUGUUCAAUGCAUCUGCAAUCGCGAGGCUGAAGGAGAAGUGCAAACCAAUCGGAGCCGCUGAUGAUUACACAAUCAGUCGAGUCCAAGCUGUCACGGCCUUACUCUGCGGGUCCAUACUUCGGGCUUUCAGGGCAAGGUCGGACAAUUCCGGCACGACACUAUUCGUGCAGCCGGUUAAUCUUCGGGCAAGGGCGGACCCGCCCUUGCCCGCCAACUCAUUUGGCAAUCUGACGAUGUCAGUCACCGUUCGUCUUCACGGAGGAGGAGGAGACGAAGACACAAACUUGAGUUCGCUGGCGAGGUCGAUGAAGGAAUCAGUGUCGCGGAUCGACGCGGAGCUGAUAAGGAGGAUUCGUGGCGAGGAAGGGAAGGACGAGUUCACAAAGGUGGCGGAAGAGGUGGAAAAGGAAGGAGAGGACGCGGAGAGACACGUGAUGGUCAACAGUUUCAGCAGGUUGGGUUACUACGAGAUCGAUUUCGGCUGGGGGAGGCCCGUGUGGAUGGCCUGCCUCUGCGGCGAGGAGUCGGGCACCGCGGCCGUGAAUCUGGUAUUGUUGAACGAUACGAGGAGCGGAGAAGGUCUGGAAGCCUGGGUUCUGUUGGGAGUCGACGACAUGGCGGUUCUGGAGAGCGACGGGGAGCUUCUCUCGUUCGUUUCUUCGAUCGAUCCGAGCCCUCUCGAGCUGGUGCUUCCGAUAUCUAGGCUCUGAUAUCCAUUGUCGCGUUAUGUUUUUAGCCUUUGAGAUCCCUUUUGGCAUUGAAAACCAACGGUGAAAUUGCAAACACCUCGGAAAAAACAAUAUCAUAAUUCGCAACAGCUGCACUCUUAUGCAAAUUAUAGUAUCCGUAUUAAAUUUUCUCUUCAAACAUAAAUUUCAACGCACAAGCAUAAUUUUGAUAUCAUCAAUCCAAGUAUAAUAAUAAAGACACAAAGUUAGAGCAACCCAACUUGCAUUAUAGCGUUAUAAACAUUAACAUAAUAUCAUAAGGGAGACCUGAUUUCUCUACUUUGUGACAAAGUGUCAUUUAUGAAUGAGGGAGGAGACGUGAUUCACGAAAUUAGAUUGAUACUUGGAUCUCUUUGAAGAUUCGAGAGAGCGAUCAAUGAGUUGUUGUUUCCUCGGAAAAACCAAAUGCCACCGCCGGUGCCGAAUUCGUUUCCGGCGAUGUUGAUUUGAUGUUUCGCGGUGGAAACUCUUGCGGUGCCGUUUGAUCGAAUGCACCGCUGAUUGCUGAAAUCGAGACGACCGUCAAAUAUCCGCCGCCGAAUGUCGGCGACGUUGAUUUGAUCGAUGCACCUCUAAAUGGUGAAAUCAACGUGACCGUCAAAUAUCCACCGCCGGACGGUGUUGAUUUGAUCGAUGCACCUCUGACUUCUAACCAAGAACGACCGUUACUACGGUUCGCACCUCUCCAAACUACGUUCGAACGAGGGUGUUUGAGUUUUGAGGAAUCUACGCUACCGCUACUCCUAUGGAGAUUCCCGUGGAGAGCUCCGCGACUACGACUAAGACUACAACUAUGGAGAUCCUUCCUGGAAGGAGAGCUCCGCGAAGGAGUUAAAGAGAAAAGGUAAAGUUUUGACAGAGUUGUUCUGUGUUGAUUUUUGGUUGUCCUUUCUCUCUCCUUGCUCCACUGCUUUUAUUUGAAAAACAUCUUCGUAGCCUUCACGCUCCAUGAAACCGCUUCCUCAACUGUUCCGCCGUGAACUCCCACGUGUCUCAACCGCCUCGAUUUUGAUUCUGCGUGAAUCUCACGUGGAACAAAGCUACAAUGACGAUGUUGUUUUGGGAUAACAGUGGCGUUGGACCUAGCGGGCCACCCUUGGCCGAGCUCUUAACCACUGCGAUAUCGUUUUUAAUCAAACGAUAUCGUUUAUGAUACCGCGAUGUCGUUGAUACCUCCCGCGGCGUCGUUUAAUCUUUCCGCGGCAUCGCUUUUCACUAAUCAUGCCGACCUUGAACUGCUCCGUCCCGGUCCCAUCAAACAAUGUCGUUUUUCAUUCCGCGACAUUACUCUCUACCAAAUGGUACCGUUUUUUUUGUCUUGCGAUGUCGUUGAGCUUGCCGGGCCACUCGCCAAAAUCCAAACCAUUGUGGUAUGGUUUCUAACUAAACGACAUCGCUUAGUAAUACCGCGGCGUAGUUGAUGCCUUAAACGGUGUCGUUUUUAGCUAAACAACACCGCUUGAUUAUACCCGCGACAUCGUUUUAAUAUUAAACGACUCCGCUUCCAGCCUUGCGGUGUCGUUUUCUUCCCCAAUUAGCUCCGUUUGCUUUUCCUCCGCGACAUUGUUUUAUAUUAAACACUGUCGUUUUCUCUAGCACAACGGUACCGUUGGGCUUACUCGCGGUAUCGUUUUAACUCAUCCGCGAUGCCGCUUGUCGCAGUGCCGUUUUUAGCCAAAAGACACCGUUUCCCUGUCUCGCGAUGCCGUUGAGCUUUGAGGUUUGCGGCACCGUUUUAUCUCUUCGCAGCAUUGCUUGACUCCAAACGGUGUUGUUACUCUCCUCCUCCGACAAGGAAAAAUAGAAUAAAAAACAUUCCUUGUC
This is a messenger RNA of Linum trigynum, 3326 nucleotides long. NCBI's taxonomy places the organism in Eukaryota, Viridiplantae, Streptophyta, Magnoliopsida, Malpighiales, Linaceae. The record is from the annotation of a GenBank genome assembly.